AUGCCGAAGCGACUUGCUGCAUGUGAGCCCUGUCGCGAAGCCAAAGUCUCUUGUGAUCAUGCCCGACCUACCUGUCGACGUUGCAUAGACAGCAAUGAAUUCGAACUGUGUGUCUAUCGCGAUCGACCAUUCAAAAGGAGACGGACCACUUCCGUUCGCCAGACACCAGAUGCUGUCGAUGCUUCCGACUCUCGGCCAUCUUUGCUUCUACAUAAUGCCAAAAGUCUCAACGACCAUCUGCAAGAACACCUCGUAACAACAUCUUCCAAUAGCCUGCACAACUCGCCUGCAGCGAGCACAUCAGCCCUCCAUGUGUAUCCUAACCCAGGCUACCAAGGACUAUCGAGCCACACCACCAUAUUCGAGACUGUCAAGGCAAGCGGAGGCAGUGAUGAUUUCGCAUCGUCCAAGUGUGUGCUUCACGAGGCAAUAGGAGACCUCGAGGAAGCCGAAGUGGUGCAGCAUACGAAAUUCCUGGACGACCUCAGACGCCUCGAUCUCAAUGCCUGCGCCAAACUGAUCACAAACUGGGUGUUAUCGGGUGUGAAUCUGGCCAUAGCUGGUCCGCUUGUGAUUCCCUGCACAGAAGCCGUUUGUGUCUUGUUCCAAUCUCAAUCGGGAGCCGAGCUUGCGUCGUCUCUGUUAAGGAACUCUCGUGAGCGGCUCACGACAGAUGGCGCCAUGAGCAUUGCUACUUUCUGUAUCACCUACUGUCAGAAUGACCCUGGUUGGGCAACGCUGGGUUUGUUCCUUGUUGCUCUGUGCCGAGCAGUCCAGGAUACGGCGUGCUUUUCAGCACUGUACACUACGAGGUCUAGUCAAAGACAGCUACAAAAGACAUUCCUGCGAUGCGCCGAUCAAUGUCUGGAAAUCUGCUUGUCCUUGGACUGUCUCAACGAUCUGCAGUUAGUUUUGCAGUACGAGAACUUCAUCGCGCACUCCAUGAUCGAUGGUGAUCAAAGUUUCCAUUCGUGGCGUCGCCUGGGCGAUGUUGUCAGCUCGCUUUAUGCUUUGGGUCAUCACGAACGAGUAGACCUUGCUUCACUGAGUUCUGGUGAUCUGAGUAGUCUCCGAAGCCAAACAUGUGCUCGUGCCUUCUCGGCCGACAAGAACAUAUCCAUCUUCCUUGGACGACCUUAUCGAAUGCAUAGCACUCAUAGUACCCUGAAGAUGUCGCGCAGCGAUAUCGAUAGCCUCUUUUCUGCAUGUUACAGCUUAGCAUCCACCAAUCCUUUCGACUACACCAUCGAGACGACAUGGACUGUUGCUUGCGCAUUACUGAAGGAAAGGGUUCUCGAUCUCGUCCGAGUCGAAGACCCUGUUUGUCGGAAAGAGCAGUCCAAUGGCAUUCUACUGGACUGCGAAGCACUUCUCGCAGCGCUUCCCCAUCGCUACCGUCUCACAGACCACCUGAGAUCGUUCGAAGGCAAUGCCGUAGAGCGAGACUUCGUCGCAAGUGCUGCCUUGAACCUGCUUCAUGUCCGCUUCCUUCUACAUUCGGUGUUUAUGACCAAGACUUCAGAGCCGAGCGAGGAGCUUCUAGGAGUCUCCGGCAACAUGUUGAAGUUAGCGGCAGAGGUAGCAGUCUUGCAAAGCUCACUGGACAACUCAGGUACUGGAUUCAUCUGGAAAAUCGCGUUCUAUGGCCUCCCUGCUGCAGGUAUAAUAUGUCUGGCCUUGGUCAACCGAAGUCCACUCCUGCAUGGCUCUUUCCAUACCUCCCAAGCCAUUCAGGACCUCGGUGUCUUGGUUGCCCAUUUCGAUGCUGGAGUGCUCAUUCGUCCGGACGAGCCAAAUUAUGCCCUCUUGCAAGGUGCUACAGUCACGAUCAAAAGUGUGCUGAACCGUGUCAGUCUUGGUGUAUCUCAUUCUGAUGUGCCUGGCGACGUUCUCGUCGGCAUGCCAGAUGCGUCGAUUCCUUUCGGAAACGAAACCCUGGACUUUGAGCUGGACUUUUGGACGAAUCUCGCAGAGCAUCCGGCGUUAUAUCAAGAUGUGUAG
Sphaerulina musiva SO2202 is the source of this 2001-nucleotide messenger RNA. RefSeq lists its product as uncharacterized. The coding region runs from base 1 to 2001 and encodes 666 amino acids. NCBI's taxonomy places the organism in Eukaryota, Fungi, Ascomycota, Dothideomycetes, Mycosphaerellales, Mycosphaerellaceae. The record is from RefSeq and is a predicted model, not a curated record. Gene Ontology annotation, biological process: regulation of DNA-templated transcription. The transcript is spliced from 4 exons. Gene Ontology annotation, cellular component: nucleus. Gene Ontology annotation, molecular function: zinc ion binding; DNA-binding transcription factor activity, RNA polymerase II-specific.